Messenger RNA from Ictalurus punctatus (channel catfish), 2159 nucleotides. RefSeq names its product MAP kinase-interacting serine/threonine-protein kinase 2. NCBI's taxonomy places the organism in Eukaryota, Metazoa, Chordata, Actinopteri, Siluriformes, Ictaluridae. Bases 225 to 1457 code for a protein of 410 amino acids. Gene Ontology annotation, molecular function: calcium-dependent protein serine/threonine kinase activity; calcium/calmodulin-dependent protein kinase activity; ATP binding. The transcript is spliced from 13 exons. The record is from RefSeq and is a predicted model, not a curated record. Gene Ontology annotation, biological process: intracellular signal transduction; protein autophosphorylation; peptidyl-serine phosphorylation. Gene Ontology annotation, cellular component: cytoplasm; nucleus.
AAUGGGCCGGACUUUAUGAGGGGAAGUUACAAAUUCAGAGACAGUCCUCUUUGCUUAGUGCUUUGAUUGCUGGGAGAAAAGAGCAAUUAACUCUUAAACGGGAUUAAACCGGGGCAAAGCCGUUUAGAAAGUGGAGUUUAACGCGUAAAAACGAUAAGUGGGCAGACUGCAGUACCACUACAAUCCACUGGGCGGAGACAACUCACGGCAGUUCACAUGAGCUCAUGGACUUCCCCGAGUUUAAGAGGAGAAACAAGAAGAAAAAGAGAUGCAGAGCAACAGAAGGCUUCAGCAGGCGAUUUGAAGAUGUUUACAGAGUCCAGGAUGAGGUUUUGGGAGAAGGAGCGUACGCCAUCGUGCAGACGUGUGUCAGUCGGAGUACGAGGCGAGAGUACGCAGUGAAGAUUAUCGAGAAGAGGCCAGGACUGAGCCGAAGUCGUGUUUUUAGAGAAGUGGAGAUUCUCUAUCAAUGCCAAGGCCACAGAAACAUUCUGCAGCUGGUGGAGUUUUUUGAAGAAGACGACAGGUUCUACUUGGUGUUUGAGAAGCUCAGAGGAGGUACAGUGUUGACUCAUAUCCACAGAAGGCAGCGUUUUAGUGAACAGGAAGUCAGUGCUGUGGUGCAGGACAUCGCCAGUGCUUUACACUUCCUGCACAGUAAAGGAAUGGCGCAUAGAGACCUAAAGCCAGAGAAUAUCCUCUGUGAGCACAGUGACCAGAUGUGUCCAGUGAAGAUCUGUGAUUUUGACCUGGGCAGUGGGAUGAAACUGAGCAGUGACUGUAACCUGAUCUCCAGUCCACAGCUCCUCACUCCGUGUGGCUCGGCGGAGUACAUGGCCCCCGAGAUGGUGGAGGCGUUUAACGAGGAGGUCGGCGUGUAUGAUAAACGCUGUGAUCUCUGGAGUCUCGGUGUCAUCCUCUACAUCCUGCUCAGUGGAUCUCCUCCGUUCACGGGUCACUGCGGGACCGGGUGUGGCUGGGAUCAGGGGGAGCCAUGCCAUGACUGCCAGAGCAUGCUGUUCGAGAGCAUUCAGGAAGGAGAGUAUGAGUUUCCUGAGAAGGACUGGGCUCAUGUCUCUUCCGAGGCCAAAGAUCUCGUUUCCAAACUGUUAGUGCGCGAUGCCAAACAGCGGCUCAGUGCGGACCAGGUCCUGCAACACCCAUGGGUACAGGGGCGUUCUCAAAACACAACACCCACGCUACGUUCAAGGAGGUCGAGCGUCCAGGACCUUAAGUUCUUUGCCGCUCAGGUGGUGGCCGUGAACCGUCAGCUGGAGCAGCAGGAAGUGAAGGAGGAGUUGGAGGAGAAGGAGAGAAACUCGUCUGGUGUCCGUUCCUUCCUGCUCCGCUCUGCAUCUCCGAGCUCGCCGUCUCUGUCUCGCCUCUCCGGAUCGCGGCUGGCUCAGCGGCGCAGGGAGAGCAGCCGUCACCUCCUCAGCCCUCUGCUCAUGGUCUGAGGAGGCACCCAUCAUCUCUUCAUGAGAUGAUGAGCCACGCCGGUGUGUUUAGCAGAAUCGAAUGCAUUGCUGCAGGAUUCUGUACAAAUUUGGCACUAUGGGAAUGUACAGAAACCUCAAACUGCCCAGAAGCAUGGACUUUGUAAGUGGGACUGCAGAAAUGUGCAAUAAUAAUGCUUCAUGAUGAAAUGCUCUGAAGAUUCGGUUAGCCUUCUCUCACACACACACACACACACACACACACACACACACACACACACACACACACACACACAGCACUAUGAUGGGUGUUUUAUCUGAGUUACUGUUAAUCCCUGAAAAAUAACAUCUGCUUGUCUCCUGGUGUAAUUAGGACCCUUUUUUUUUUAAAAAAAACACUCUACAUGUUUAACAACCUUUUUCUUAGUAUUUAAUAUUAAGGAGGGGGGGUGAUAUUUUUACAUCCGAUAUACUGCCAUGUACUUCAUUGCUGAGUCAGGAUUCCUCUAAAGGGGAAGAACUAAAUUCCUGGAAUAUUAUUGAAUCAAACAGCAGUUAUUUGUGCAUGUAUACUUUUUUUCAUCCUGCGCUCUAAACUUUCUAACUUUUAGUUGGGUAGAGCAGAGACUAUUUUAUUUGUGUUUAAAAAAAUUUUUUUAUUUGCACUAUUUUUGCUCUUUAAUGAUUUGGAUAUUUUUGACAAAUUCACAGCCCCCCCCCCCC